GUCUCAUCUAUCUGCCCCUUGCUCUUCCUCAAGGCUGCGACUAGUAGCGAUAACAGUAUAUAUACUUUAGUGCGCUGCAUUUCGAACAAUUAAAUGUGAAUGGUAUCAGGUAACAAAGACCCCUCGACACUCCAACCGAUUACAUACCAUCACGGACCUGAUAAGCCCAGAUAGCCAUGGCACUGGGUUCUACAAUGGUCGCAACAUAUAUAAAUGUCGAGGCAUCGGAGCGCCUAUUCAAGUCUCUACCACAGGACACUAUCCGUUUAGUGCACCUCCAGCCGGGCUCAGAUGCUGAUGAUAUUGUAUGCCGUCUUGAACAGCCCAAGCUGCUCAGCGAGUCUCUGUCAUAUAACGCGCUCUCGUACAUGUGGGGAACCUUUGACACGGAGGAAUAUAUUUAUCUCAGGCACACAAUAUCUGAAAGGUUCCGCGUCACACCGAGAUUAGCGCUGGCUCUGCGCAUGCUAAGGGACAGUAAGACCGAAGUGACCUUUUGGAUCGAUGCGUUAUGCAUUAACCAAACCAACAAGGCCGAACAGGCCGAGCAGAUUCCGCUCAUGGGUAGGAUCUACAGGGGAGCGCAACGGGUAGUCGCCUUCCUCGGCGCGCAUAAGGACGGAAGCCAGGAGCUGUUCGACUUUCUAAAGGACAUGGAAGCCCCGGAGAGGUUUGAAUGGGAUUUUGAUGUUUUAUGCGGACUGCAACCUGCUGAGCGCACGCUCCUCGGCCGCCAGUACUGGCAGCGUGCUUGGAUUGUGCAAGAGCUGGUGUUGGCCUCUGAAAUAUAUCUCCAAUGUGGCAAGGACAGGAUCUCCUUCAAAACAUUAAAAUGGUUCCAUGACAAAUUUGUGAAUGAGCCUAUAAGACUGGAGAUCUCCAAGGAGGAUACCAGAGAUAAUAUUCGUGACAUCAGCUAUCUAAACACAUGGCACAGGCGGUUCGACCAGCUUGCAUCCACGAAGUCAGACCUAUCUAUAGACAGUUUCCUCGACGGCUUUCUGGAAAGCCAGUGCGGGAAUCCGCGAGACCACAUCUAUGCAUUCUACAACCUGCUCCCUCGCAAGCUUCAGCAACAAAUCAGUAUUAACUACAACACCCCGGCUGAUGAAGUCAUUCGCCAGGCGAUGAAGGCAAUCAUUAAAGUGACCCAGUGCCUAGAUAUAAUUACUCUACGAUCGAGACAGGUUCAGUCGGCAGGACAGUGGCAGGAUGCUCUCCCUUCGUGGUGUCCAUUCCUAGGCGUGCCGUAUAUGACCCCUACCAAGUCUGCCGACGAUGAAGAGGACCUGCGCAGCCGUGGGAGCUCAAGUGACGGGAUACCCACUGUUUCAUUCCUAGAAAAUGGGACAUUGCUCCGCCUCGAAGGCUUCGUCCUCGGCAGAAUCUGCGAGAGACUUUCCCGCCAUCCUCCAGCGACUUGUCCGUUCGAGAACCUUAAGCCUGAUAAUGAGGACAGACUCUACCAGGAGGGACGCUACGCUUACGAGUGCAUUGAAUUUAUCAGACGACCAGACCGCCGCGGCAAGGUCGAUUUGGACGAAACAGUUCUCGGUACGGCCCUUGACAGCACCAGUAGCAAUGGUUUGCUUGCUUGUCUGGAAACGACAAAGGGAACCCAACCGAAUCAGUUCACAACACCCCAGAUUGCCCAGAUGAAUAGCUUUUCGCGGUCCUUCCACGGAAUGCAGCUAUGCACGUUCAGCUGUGAUAAUGUAAUAAGUGCUGGAGGAGUAAACCCUGCUCUAAAUUGGCUUGAAGAAAAGGAAGGGGAGGAGGUAAUCCCGGUUGAUUUCGCCAUUGUUCCACAGGCGGCGCGCAAACACGAUAGGUUAUGCGCCAUCCAAGGCUGUCACCAGCUCGUGGUCCUUCGCCGGGUUUACCGCCCACGGCGUCGAUUUUACCGCUCACGGUGUCGAUUUUACAGCCCACGGCAUCAGUUUUACAGCCCACGGUGUCGGAUUUACAGUGUUGUUGGCGGAGCAAAACUCUAUGACAGGACGGGCCAUGAUAUCAUUUCCUGGGUUGGUGUUGACAGGCUCAGGACAUUUACCCUAGUAUAAACCUUAAGUAUUGGCUAGUGAUUCAUAAACCCCUCCCAAAAGCAGCGGCAUCUGUAUUAGGAAGUUGGCCAGCGAGCGGCGAACAACAUCUCCUAGAUAUACCUAUUUACAGGCUUCGCGGAUCAUGAUAUUCUGCAAGCAGGCGAUGUCAAGCAUAAUACCCAAGAUAACAUGAGAUGUUUUCCUAGAGCCCAGGACGCUUUUACUAAGAUAGAAUUCGAUAACAGACACAGGUUGGUAGAUGUUAGCUAAUAGUGCUUUGUUGAAUAUAUAGUACUUUAUCCCUAUUAGGGUGAACGC
Messenger RNA from Aspergillus versicolor CBS 583.65, 2363 nucleotides. RefSeq lists its product as uncharacterized. The coding region runs from base 177 to 2063 and encodes 628 amino acids. The record is from RefSeq and is a predicted model, not a curated record. NCBI's taxonomy places the organism in Eukaryota, Fungi, Ascomycota, Eurotiomycetes, Eurotiales, Aspergillaceae. The transcript has a single exon.